This is a messenger RNA of Trichoderma gamsii, 1068 nucleotides long. RefSeq lists its product as hypothetical. Bases 1 to 1068 code for a protein of 355 amino acids. The record is from RefSeq and is a predicted model, not a curated record. Lineage: Eukaryota; Fungi; Ascomycota; Sordariomycetes; Hypocreales; Hypocreaceae. The transcript is spliced from 2 exons. Gene Ontology annotation, molecular function: phosphatidylinositol transfer activity.
AUGGCUUCCGCAGCUGCAGCAUCACCAUCACAAGGGCCCAGGAAAACGCCCAUCGCGGCUCCCACCGCAGACUCCAAACCCGUGCCGCGGCCAGACCUCACGACAGAGCAGCAAGCCAAGUACGAGGCGCUGCUAGAGAAAGCAAAGGCCUUCAGCGAGGUCAAGUGCGAAAAGGAAAAGGACAAGUCGGGCCCCCUGACGGAGCGCGAAUUCUCGUGGCUGACGCGCGACUGCCUGCUGCGAUACCUGCGGGCGACCAAGUGGUCCGUCGACGACGCGGCCAAGCGGCUGCUGGCGACGCUGGCGUGGCGGCGCGAGUACGGCAUCGACGACUUCACGCCGGAGCACAUCUCGCCGGAGCAGGAGACGGGCAAGCAGAUCAUCCUUGGGUUUGACCGCCAGGGCCGGCCGUGCCAGUACCUGAACCCGGGCCGCCAGAACACGGACAGCAGCCCGCGGCAGAUCCAGCACCUGUUCUACAUGGUGGAGCGGGUCGUCGACAUGAUGCCGCCCGGCGUGGAGAUGCUGAGCCUGAUGAUCAACUUCAAGCCCAGCAAGCAGCGCCAGAACACGAGCGUGCCGGUGUCGACGGCCAGGGAGGUGCUGCAUAUUCUGCAGAACCACUAUCCCGAGAGGCUGGGCAAGGCGCUCAUCAUCAACGUGCCCUGGAUUGUCAAUGGAUUCUUCAAGAUCAUUACCCCCUUCAUUGACCCCGUGACCCGGGAGAAGCUCAAGUUCAACGAGGACAUGAAGCAGUAUGUGCCCGCGGAGCAGCUGUGGAGCUCCGACUGGAACGGCGACCUGGACUUUGAGUACGAUCACGAGACGUACUGGCCUGCCCUCAAUGAGAUGUGCAAGCAGAAGCAGGAGCAGAAGCUGGUGCGGUGGGCAGCCGCUGGAAAGGCCGUUGGUGAGUCCGAGGAGUAUCUCUCUGGCGGUACGGACGUGAGCGUCACGGGGUUCAAGUACACAGCCGAGGAGGAGAAGGCAGAGGUAGAGACGAGUGUGCUGGCAGAGAAGCUGGAAGCGGCAAAGCUCGAGGAGGCGACAGUUGAGGCUCAAGCUUGA